AUGCCUAGGAAUCCUUCGCGGCCGAUGGAUUCUCCGGCGACGUUGUGGACAGAUGAAUUGGGUGUGCUGGUCAUGGACUUUCGUCCAAGUUUCUCUGGUCAAUUGAAAGAGAUUAUUGAGACAACCACACUGCUUGGAGGACCUCCACAACAUCGCCUAGGGGCCUGCCUCUGUAGUUGGUGUGUCUCCUCUUCUUUCCUUUGUACUUAUACUCAUUUAUGGUCUGCCUCCUAA
Linum trigynum is the source of this 234-nucleotide messenger RNA. The record is from the annotation of a GenBank genome assembly. NCBI's taxonomy places the organism in Eukaryota, Viridiplantae, Streptophyta, Magnoliopsida, Malpighiales, Linaceae.